GGACUUCCUGUUCCACCCACAUUCUCGUGUCGCUUCCGGGUGGCCGCUCAAGAUUCGUCCAGCGAGUUAUCGUUAUCUCAGCGCCGUAAACAAAAGUUACUAAACGGUUCAGCUCCCGCGACACAUUUACCGAAAAGAGAUGCAUAUCAAAACAGGUACAUGGGAAGCCAGCAACACUGUGUGUGAGUCCGAUACCCUGUGCGAUCCAGCCGUCCUUGUUUCAGCCACUAACUCCGAGCCGCACAUCCGAAACCGCCGUCUGUCCCCCGGCUCAGGAAACUGCGGAGGUGGUGGGGGUGGUUGCAUCUCUGGAGGUGACCAGCAGCCCCGACAGCUUUCACCCGAGGGUGACCUGAUUGGACCCGUUCACACACACGGCUUCACCUACCGCAGGGAAAAAGAGCGGAAGGGUCAGCAGCACAAAGGGCGCAGCCUCCGCAGGGAAAGUCAGAAGGGAGUCAGCCGAGUGAGCGAGCGGCCACCAAAGGUUAACCAAAAGGAGAGGUGGGUGGAGGACAGUCUGUCACUGCUCAAACCCCCGCCUGCCUUCCCAGUGCAGGACAGCCCCGCAAAGCUGCAGCCCGCUGUCAGCUACGCUUCCAAGGUGAAAGCGGGCGCAGCAGGUGGCGCGCUGGAGGAGGAUCGCCCCCUCAUCGGUGUGCUGCUCCAGAACCAGUGGGGCCUCAGUUUCAUCAGCGAGGCGAGGCCGGUCACAGAGGGCUCCGGCCCUCACCCCGUUGCCAACGCCCUCGCACCUCAGCCCACAGACGCUAAACAGUCAGAGGACCUACAGGUUGACACAGUUGUCACAGCCCAGGCCCCUGAACAAACACCAAUUCCAGUCACUACCUCUGUCAACCCAAACACGCGCCCCGGAGUGGAUGAGAGCAACGGGAAGCUGUUGCUAAGCUGUCGCCAUCUAGUGGAGGCUUUGAACUAUCACAAUAGAGAAUGGAAUUCUAUGUGUAACAGACAGAAAAAAGAUCCUAAAAGGAUCGUCUGGUACAAGGACGCCCAGGAGCACCCAGCUUAGCAGUGUGAGAAACCCAAAGCAAAUAAAAACACAACACACGCCUACAUGCACAUUAAAACAUGUAAAGAUGGACAACUUUUUGAGUCCCGUUCACACACACACACGCAAACAUACACACAACACACUGCACUCAGGAUGAUGUCUUCACGCAAAGCCACACUGAGACACUUUGGACUAACUCCUCUGAGAUCUUGCGGCAAUGGACUUUUUUUAACGCCUUACAAAGCCUGCCUUAAUUAAUCAGAUGUGUUUUCAUUGCCUCUCAUUACCAUUUUUAGCUUGUAUGUGUAGAGCUGUUGUUUUUCCUUUUUAAAUAAUCUCUGAGGAACUAUAACUUAAUUUUUCUUCCCCCUUUUGAAAGCUGCAGUUUUAUCAAACUUUUUUUCUUUCCUCUGUUAAAGCGAGCGGUCAAUCAAGCACUUUGUUUAAAAAAAAAAAAAGGAGAAGAAAAAAAUAAAAAGAAUAAUCUGUGACCAAUCCCUGUGCAAGAAACCCUCACCAGAGUGAAGGAUCCACCCACGAUGAUGAGCAGAAUGUCUCGUUACCUGCUUGAGUUGUAUGGUUCACAUAUGCAGAGGACACCUGUAUCCACGUCUUCAGUUUACAGAAGGGUGCAGUCGAUGGCACAGUAGAGUUCACCCUUUACCCCCGUCAGAUCUUAAUGCUGUGUUCCUUUUCUUCGUUUUUAUUUGGUUCCCUAGUUGGGUGAAUGUUACUCAUGAAUCCAUAAGAGAUAUCUCACCAUGUCCAAUAUGUCGAUUUUUUUUUUUUUUUGAAAAGAAAAUUUAUUGAAUAAAAAAAUUUACACUGGAGAAGGAGGAAAUGAAAGUGAACGGUAUUGCUCAAUAAAAAUGAAUAAACUUGA
This is a messenger RNA of Scophthalmus maximus (turbot), 1898 nucleotides long. RefSeq lists its product as uncharacterized. The transcript is spliced from 4 exons. Lineage: Eukaryota; Metazoa; Chordata; Actinopteri; Pleuronectiformes; Scophthalmidae. Gene Ontology annotation, cellular component: nucleoplasm; cytoplasmic stress granule. Gene Ontology annotation, molecular function: RNA binding. Bases 140 to 1033 code for a protein of 297 amino acids. The record is from RefSeq and is a predicted model, not a curated record.